AUGCUUUUUCAGACUCUCGCUCCCAUUGCCCUCCUCGCCAGCCUCACCAGCGCCCUUCCCACCGAACCCCCGGAGACUGAUUCCCACUCCAAAUAUGCCGAGAUUUGCUCCGGAACUGCCUUUGCCGGCAAGGUCAGGGACUGGCCCCGCGACCAGCAAUGCCACUCGAUCGCCUCCAUAGCUCCCGACUUCGAACAGGUUGGCUCCAUCAAGGUCAAUACCGGCAUCAUGUGCAUCCUCUACGAAAAAGACGGCUGCGAGGGCAACUUCAUUCGUGUUGUCGCGCCUGGUGCCCCGUUCCUGUCCUUGAUUGAGAAAUGGGCGGUGCGAACACAGUCCAUUAUAUGCGCAAGAUGGUGA
Molecule: messenger RNA, 360 nt
Organism: Akanthomyces muscarius
Lineage: Eukaryota; Fungi; Ascomycota; Sordariomycetes; Hypocreales; Cordycipitaceae
Exons: 4
Coding region: 1-360 (119 amino acids)
Source: RefSeq, a predicted model, not a curated record